CCAUGAAUUGACGUACAAACUCCCGCUCUUCUUUCUUCAUCUGUCGCUCAUUAAUCGACCACAAUUUUGGUCCGAUUCAAGUUAAAGUUCAUCUAAUUCAAGUUAUAAAGUGAUAUUCUGCCUCAAUAGACUUCAUAUUAACGGUAAAUACUUGGAAGCUUCAAAGCCUAAUUUAUAUUGGACACCUUGUGCUGCACACUGUCUCGAUUUGAUGUUGGAGGACAUUGGGAAGAUUAAAAAGAUUAAAGAGAUGUUAAAAUCAGCAAUGUUCGUGAAUGCAUAUAUAUAUAACCACGUUGGUCUUGUGAACAUGAUGAGAAGGUUCACUAAUUCACAUAAUUUGCAUCGGCCCGCGGUUACUCGUUUUGCAACAUCAUUUAUCACUAUCUCCCAAAUGCACAAGCAAAAGCAUAAUUUGCAGAAGAUGAUUGUCUCUUCCGAGUUUCUUAAUAGCACAUGGGGAAAGGAAGUUGGUGGGAAAAGACUUUACUCUAUUCUUAUCAAAGAAAAGUUUUGGAGAAAUAUAGUGUACGCCAUGAAGUUGAUGGGACCUCUAGUUAAGGUCCUUAGACUUGUUGAUGGAGAUAAAAAGCCCGCCAUGGGAUACAUAUAUGCGGCAAUGAAAAGGGCUAAAGCUACCAUAAAGGCGAGUUUCAAACGCGAGAAGCAAUAUGCUAAAGCGAUAGAGAUCAUAGAAAGAAGGUGGCAAUGCCAACUUGGAAGACCUUUGCAUGCUACGGGCUACUUUUUGAAUCCUGAAUAUUACUACGCGAAUGCAGAUGAGGCAAAAAAAGGAGAGAUCAUGGGGGCCGUUGUGAAAUGCAUUGCAAGAUUAAAUCCCGAUGAAAGCAUUCAAGACAAAAUCAGUCUACAACUGGAUAAAUAUCAACAUGCCGAGGGUCUAUUUGGUGAUAGAAUGGCUAUAAGACAAAGGUCUAUAAGAUCACCAGCGGAUUGGUGGAACGCAUUUGGUGGUGAUACUCCGGAGUUACAAAAGUUUGCUAUCCGAGUACUUAGCUUGACGUGUAGCGCUACCGGUUGUGAGAGAAAUUGGAGUGUCUUUCAACAGCUUCAUACAAAGAGGAGGAACUGAUUGGCACAAAGCCGAUUAAAUGAUUUGGUGUAUGUUAAGUACAAUCGAACAUUGAAGCGUCGAUAUGAACGAAAGGACACCACGGAUCCCAUACUUUUAGAUGAGAUUGACGAAAGUAAUGAGUGGGUGAUGGGAUACAUGGAUGAUGAUGAAAAUCAAGCGAGAGAUGUUACUAAUUUGGUGCAUGAGGGUCAUGAUCUAACAUACGGUGAUGUUGAAAAGGCUAGUGGGGCAUCUGAGCCCUUAUAUUAUACUAGAUCGAAAGGAAAAGAUGUUGGUAGCUCCUCAACGGCCCCUACUCCUAGAUGUACUCGUGGAGUACAUCACUUGAUUGAUGAAGAUGCCGAAGAUAUUGAAGAAGAAGAUACCGGUGAGAGUGACAACGAUGUGGGAGAAGACGAGGUGCUUGGAAUCGAUGAUGAUGAUGAGGAUGAGGAUGAGGAUAGUGAAUGAAGCUACUAGUUCUAUUAGUUAUUAACCUUUAUAAUCACUUUUGUGUUCUUUUGAAAACUAACUUUUGAUAACUUCAUGUGUUUGUGACUUCGUUUUAUGCCACUCGCCGACUCAUGGUGCUUGAUGA
Helianthus annuus (common sunflower) is the source of this 1673-nucleotide messenger RNA. RefSeq lists its product as uncharacterized. The transcript has 4 exons. The record is from RefSeq and is a predicted model, not a curated record. Gene Ontology annotation, molecular function: protein dimerization activity. Lineage: Eukaryota; Viridiplantae; Streptophyta; Magnoliopsida; Asterales; Asteraceae. Bases 212 to 1093 code for a protein of 293 amino acids.